This is a messenger RNA of Vigna radiata var. radiata (mung bean), 746 nucleotides long. RefSeq names its product casparian strip membrane protein 1-like. The coding region runs from base 17 to 604 and encodes 195 amino acids. NCBI's taxonomy places the organism in Eukaryota, Viridiplantae, Streptophyta, Magnoliopsida, Fabales, Fabaceae. The record is from RefSeq and is a predicted model, not a curated record. The transcript has 3 exons.
AUACAUAGGACAGAGGAUGUCAACGACCGUGGAUGUUCCAGAAUCCAGCAAUGUUGCUAAAGGAAAAGCAGUUGCAGUUGCAAGGGCAGGAGGGUGGAAGAAAGGGUUAGCCAUAAUGGACUUCAUUCUAAGGUUGGGUGGCAUAGCAUCUUCUCUUGCUGCUGCAGCAACUAUGGGAACAAGUGAUCAAACGCUCCCUUUCUUCACUCAGUUCUUUCAGUUUGAAGCUAGUUACGAUAGCUUCACUACUUUUCAGUUUUUUGUGAUUACAAUGUCACUCGUGGCUGGGUAUCUUGUCCUGUCACUACCCUUCUCAGUCGUAGCCAUCAUACGCCCUCAUGCAGCUGGACCAAGGCUUUUCCUCAUCAUCCUAGACACAGUGUUUCUGACUUUGGCCACAGCUAGUGGUGCUUCGGCAGCUGCUAUCGUUUACUUGGCACACAACGGCAAUCAAGACUCCAACUGGCUUGCCAUCUGCAACCAGUUUGGAGACUUUUGUGCCCAAACCAGUGGAGCUGUGGUUGCGUCCUUCGUCGCUGUGCUUAUCCUUGUGCUUCUCGUUAUUAUGUCUGCUUUGCUCCUCAAAAGACACUACCAUAGUUAAUUAAGAUUAUCACUGUAAUGUUUGGUUUAUUAUUCCUCAACUAUUCUUCUUUUUUUGUUCACUUUAAUUUCCUUUUAAGAUGUGUUCCUGAUUAUUUCCAAUGAUUUUCUAAUGUCAGAAGUUUGACCUAUCCCAUGUUCAA